AUGUGCCGCGUCGUACUGCUCAACCAGACCCAGUACGUCAACCAUCAGUUGGGAGCGGGGGCUCCCAAGUAUCCCGGGACGGGGGAUAGUCGCGCCACCGGACGAGAUAAUCGUCCGACGUCUGUUCACGUCGCGGUGGUUCAACAGCUGCUCAACUAG
Peronospora matthiolae is the source of this 159-nucleotide messenger RNA. Lineage: Eukaryota; Oomycota; Peronosporomycetes; Peronosporales; Peronosporaceae. The record is from the annotation of a GenBank genome assembly.